AUGGCGAGCAAAGCGGCGCACAAGCGGUUAACGCGAGAGUUCAAGUCCAUUUCCGAGAAUCCUCCUCCAUACAUCACCGCCCAUCCUUCCGAGUCCAACAUCCUCGAAUGGCACUACAUAAUCACUGGCCCUGAAGAUACGCCGUAUCACGGAGGCCAGUACUGGGGAACGCUCAUCUUCCCUCCGAACUAUCCGUUCGCGCCGCCUGCGAUCCGCAUGCACACCCCGUCAGGCCGAUUCCAGCCAUCGACUAGACUUUGUCUUUCUAUAUCCGACUUUCAUCCAAAAUCCUUUAAUCCAGCAUGGGAGGUGUCGACCAUCUUAAUCGGCCUUUUGUCGUUUAUGACCAGCGAUGAGAUGACCACCGGGUCGGUUUCUGCUUCUAGCGCCGAGCGUAAGUUCCUCGCCUCACGAUCACGGUGGUGGAACUCGACUGGCGGUGGAUCGCAAGCUAGAGGAAACAUUGCUACCAAGGGCAACGUCAAGGCCGGCGAUGGAGGCGCCAAAUUCCGUUCAGAGUGGCCAGAAGUGGACCUUGAGAAUUGGGAGUGGAUGAGGAAGCACAAGGUGGAUGCGGCCACCGGUAACCGAGCAGACGGCGACAAUGGCUCUUCCUGCGGACCUCAGCUAGGCAUUGCCGCGUCGAGCGGUAACCAGGCCCAGGCUGUGGUAGAUGCCGUUGUACAACAGCGGGAUGCUGGUCGAGGCUGGCUUUACCGGAACAAACUGCUUGUUGCGGGUGCGGCGAUAUUCAUCUACGUACUGAUUGCAAGGCUGGGAGACAGAAAGAUCAGCUCCUUCACCCCUUGCAUCCAGACAACCCCAGUACAUCCCAAGGCGACGUUUUCUGGCAUUGACCAGGACUGGACUGAUGCCUCUUUGCCGACAUCUCCAGAUUUGUCGUCCAGGUCUGGCGCGCGGGCGAUCGGAAAUCCAAGGCCUCCCCUGCCCCUCGCCGACCUGCGGAUUUUGAGCAAGGCUCUCAGCCCACUCGCCGCACCAACCAGUCCGAUCCAUCAGAUUUGGAUCUGGCACCUCGACCGACCGACCACCAUGGCGCCCUCCAACGGAUCCGUCAGGUCUCGCAGGCCUGCCGUUGUCUCCAGCAAGCAGAUGCCCAAGCCCGUCGUCCCUGCGAUUCCUCUGCCCUACGUUAAGCGCCAGGCUGCCGCCGCCGCCGCCGCCGCUGCAGCUCCUGUGAUCAACAACGUCAAGCCAGACGACAGUCCUCGAAACGGCUCUCUGGAAGUGCGGCCCCACGAGGUGAACCAGUCUUCGCCCACUCUGAUUGCAGACACGCCCCAUGCCAGCGAAUCCCUUUCGGCUGGCAGCCCAGAAUUGAAAUCUGCCAUUAAGAACGCCGUUGCUUCUGAUACAGCCAAAGAAGUCGUGAUCGCCAGCAGCAAGCCCGUUGCACCUGCCGACCGAGCUCCCGGCAACGACAUGACCUCGACAAGCUACGCUGUGCAGCCGGCAAAUGCAGAAGCUUCUGUACCGACCGCUCAUGAAGCCUCUUCUGGAAUGCAGACCAAGUUCCAUGGUCCUGGGAUCGGCGCUGUCCAAGAUGAGCCAAGGCAGAGGCUAGCUCAAUACCCCCCGGUCAAGCUCGUCUCUUCUCAACCUCCCCCGCCUGUAUCUCCAACUCGAUACCAGAUGCCGCCGCCCUUCCAACCAGCUCAUCGCCCGAUGGGCAUUGUGGCGAAUGGGGACCUGUCCCAUGGGCCUAGGCCUCCUUUGCCAAAUGGCCCACCUCACAUGCAUCAAGCUCAUGCAAGCAACGGCAGCAUUCACUUUGGAGCCUUUCACGAUUCUCAAAGCUCCUCGCCGGCGCCUCCACACUCCGGAGGCAUUGCGCCGCCGCCUGGUAUGCCAAUGCCGGAUGGACGACCGCACCCCAUGAUGCCUCACAAUGGCAAUGGAUUCCCACCCAUGGUGCCAUACGGGGCGGACAUGAUGGCUGUUACUAACUUUGACGGCUAUGGCCGACCGAUGGCUUAUGCGCCCAUGGACUCGUAUCAUCCGUAUGGUAAUAUACUGGGACCGUCAACACCGCAUAGCUUUCACGAUUCCCAGUCUUCGGCUCACCAAGAAGAGACGGCCAUGUAUAACCAAUAUCGUCCUGGAGCUAUGCAUAACGGCAUUGGGCCUGCCGAUGAGGCUCAAGGUCAAAAUCCCCAGGGGAGAAUGUAUGGGGUGCCAGACUAUCCCCGGAUGAUGCCCAACCCAGGCCUGCCUCCCCCCAUGGCUCAGGGCGACAAUGCUGAUGGAUUCAUUGAAUACCUGCAAGAGCAAUUCGCUCGUCAUGAGCUGUCUGAUUGUACUCUGGAACUUCGGUACACCGACGACAGGGCAGCGCCUGUGCGGAUCCCUGGUCAUCGAUUGAUCUUCGCUCGCAGCGCCCAGCUUUUCAACCUAUUGCAGAAGCAGGCUUUCCAGGCGUCCCCCAACGAUAGAUUUCUGCAAACUCUUCUUCUAGAGACGGGCAGCAAGUGGAUCCGUUCGGAUUCAUUUUACAUGGCAGUUCAGCGCCUAUACGGACUGCCAUUGCUUCAUCCUCCUCCUCGGCCCGUUGGCAUGGAAUCCGGCGACGUGACCGCUAGCGUAUUUUCGGUGAAAGAACAAACUGACUUUGCAAUCUCGUAUGCUGCCGCUGGCCACCUCCUUGACUGGGCUCCGGUUGUCCGACGCGGCUGCGAAGUGGCCACCCACAUCUUGACCUGGGAGACGUUGGAGCGUGUGCUGGAAUUUGCGUUGGAUGGAUACCGGGACAAGGGCUCUCACGAAACCUACCAGUAUGGCAACGGAUCACAAAUCCUCCUUAAUGCCAUUGUCACCUUUCUAAUUCACAAUUUCCCCUCGCACUUCAAUUUGGACACCGAGGCCGUAGAGUUUGUGCCAUAUGGCAGACUGCCAAUCAACCCACCACCUUUGGCCAAAGAUGCUCUUGACAAUGGGGUGCUCCCGGCAUCUGCUGAGGGAUCGAUUGUGCAACUGGGCAAAGGACGCCGUCCUCAAAAGCUUGACGGCAUCCAGUUUGGCGACUUAUCCUUCUCGGAAGCUAAGAGCUUGGCCGAUGCAAAUACGCCCAAAGCCACCCGUGCCGCACAACCGGCCUCGUUUUCGAUUCUGUCCCGUAUCCUCAUCGAGAUACCGUUUACUCAGCUCAAAAUGAUCUUGGAAUCUUCUGGGUCAGGCAACGUCAAUGGUUGGGCGAAUACGGAAUCUCGCUAUCGCAUUAUCAAGAUUGCCGUAGAGGAACGCGAAUGGCGCCGCCGUAGGGUCCUAGACGCCGUAUUGUCCGGCCAAGUUCCCGAUGCAGAAGCGAUCCGGGCAGGCCUUCGCAGCCCAGAGCCGAGAGAUCUAGGCCGGUGGAUCGCCCUGGGAUGGCAGGAAGAGAUACUGUCGUAUGGUAACCCAGAUGGCCCUACCUUGGCACGCAAAUGGGUUCCAUUGAUGGAAGCACAGAAUGGCUCCCUAUCCAACGUCGCCGAGUAUCCAUGA
Messenger RNA from Trichoderma aggressivum f. europaeum, 3501 nucleotides. RefSeq lists its product as uncharacterized. Lineage: Eukaryota; Fungi; Ascomycota; Sordariomycetes; Hypocreales; Hypocreaceae. Bases 1 to 3501 code for a protein of 1166 amino acids. The transcript has 7 exons. The record is from RefSeq and is a predicted model, not a curated record.